CCUGAAAGGAAGCAGCUGAGUUUAAUGUUAUGUGUUCUUAAUAUGUAAGAAUCUGUGUAACUGAAUCUUAAAUCUUUUAAAGUAUAAAACUACUUGCUGUUUGUUUUUGAUUGCUAAUGUAGACAUUGUGCAACAGCUGCUGAGAAGGAACUUGCCUUAAUCAGGUAACAUGUGUGUGUAAAACAGCAUUUGAACAGUAUCAUAGAAACGUUGCUCAGCCAUAUUGAUGUCUGGUAUUUCUUUCUAAUGAAUAUAAUAUAUCAUUAUUACUGAUCUAUCUUAUCCACUGUGACAUAUUAUGGAGAAAAUGGGAAACUCAAGUGAGACUGUAUCAUUUGUGCUGGCUGCUUAUGGAAAUGUUGGAGAGUUAAAAUACCUGUAUUUCAUCAUAAUACUGAUCUGGUACCUCUCUAUAUGUGUGGCCAACACAGUCCUUAUUGUGGUCAUACGUGUGGACAGAAGACUGCAUGAGCCAAUGUAUAUGCUGCUGUGUAAUUUAUGUGUGAAUGAAAUAAAUGCCAGCACAUCACUGUAUCCUCUUUUGCUCUCACAGAUGUUUUCAGACAGCCAUGAGGUGACUGUGCCGUGGUGUUUUCUGCAGAUGUGUUGUAUGUACACAUGUGCACCUGCUGAAUUUUGCAGUUUAGCAGCCAUGGCCUAUGACAGAUACAUCUCAAUCUGUCAUCCAUUUAGCUACGAUAUCAUUAUGAACACAGAGAGAGUGUUUUUGUUGAUUAUGUUUGUAUGGCUGUAUUCAUUUCUUAGUUUUAUACUCUCAUUUUCAUUUAUCUUCAGUUUGAAGUUUUGUAGAAACAUUAUUCACAACGCGUAUUGUGACCACCAAUUAAUGAUUAGACUUUCAUGUUCUGUUCCAAUCCAAAGCUUUAUUUCUAACAUAUCCUUUCUCUUAUUGAGUGUUUUCAUACCUUUCAGUCUCAUUUCAGUCUCUUACCUGAAGAUUUUGAGAGUUUGUCGAAAAACAUCCACAGAAAACAAGAAGAAAGCUGUGACUACUUGCACUCCUCAGAUCGUCUCUGUGGCAAACCUGUUUGUCGGGUGUAUUUUUUACUUUAUUGACUUCAAGUAUGUAGUUUCUCAGGUACCAGAUGAAGUUCGUAUAAUUUUGCCUAUGUAUGUCCUCAUUUUUCAGCCUAUGCUCACCCCAUUUAUGUAUGGAUUUAAUUUACCAAAGAUAAGGCAAUCAUAUCAAAGGUUUCUGUUAAAGAGAAAAUAA
Messenger RNA from Oreochromis niloticus (Nile tilapia), 1234 nucleotides. RefSeq names its product olfactory receptor 11A1-like. Lineage: Eukaryota; Metazoa; Chordata; Actinopteri; Cichliformes; Cichlidae. Gene Ontology annotation, biological process: G protein-coupled receptor signaling pathway; detection of chemical stimulus involved in sensory perception of smell. The transcript has a single exon. Gene Ontology annotation, cellular component: membrane. The record is from RefSeq and is a predicted model, not a curated record. Bases 299 to 1234 code for a protein of 311 amino acids. Gene Ontology annotation, molecular function: G protein-coupled receptor activity; odorant binding; olfactory receptor activity.